AUGUCUGUUCCCGAACCAUCUGUCACGACCAAUUCUUCAUCUCCCCCGCAGAGCAAUGUAUCCGAGUCUUCGACUCCCAGCUACGCAUUUCUCGUUCACUCGCAGAAGACAUUGACCCAGAAUCUACCUCCUCGAGUGGACAAUAAGUUAUUGGCACGUCAGAAGCGGCGGCGAACGAGUCCCGAGGACCACGCGAUCCUUGAGGCCGAAUAUCAAAAGAAUCCCAAACCUGACAAAGCUGCGCGAGCCAGUAUAGUCAGUCGGGUUGCCUUGGGGGAGAAAGAGGUGCAGAUAUGGUUCCAAAACCGCCGACAGAAUGACCGCAGAAAAUCGAAGCCUCUGCAGCCCCAUGAACUUGUCGCACCCCGUGCCGCAAUGAACAACUCCACUGCCCCGAGUGGGAACGACAACGGAACGAAGGAGCCGCAGUCAUCGAGUGGAAGUGACCAGACCGACGAACAUGAGCAUGCGAUUUCCGGGAAUGGCAACAAAGAAAUUGAUACGUCAUCCAAAGCCGACGCAGAUAGUGACGCUCAGUCAGGGGACAAUGGAAAUGUUGCGAGUUCACAGCCAAACGUCGAGCUGGUUUCGUCGCACUCGCAGCCAGAAGAAAUGAACAAUGUCCAAUCUGGACAAGAACGCGAAAAGACAGAAGGAUCGUGCGCUCAAUCGAGCAACAGGAAGCGACCAUUCUCAAAUAUGCAUGAGGAGAGAUUCGAUCAGAAAGAAGGACCCGACGCUAAUGGUCGGGCGCAUGUCAAUGACCUCAAAUCUCCGCCAUCGCUGCGAAUAUCCAUGUCAUUCGACGGCGAAGCGAUGGUGCGGAGAGAAGGUGAACCCACUCCGUCACCUCCUAAGGCUCGCACUGCAGUGAGGAUCUCUAUGUCGUCAGACGGCGAGGCUUUGAUUCGCACCGAAGACGAGCCCUCUCCGUCAAAGAACCGCAUGCGAUUAUUUUCCACCCGCGCUCCACGACUGCCUGGCCUGAGAAGAAGCACCAGUGCCAUUAACUUCCCUGUAUCUAGACCAGGUUUCCUCGAAGGAGACAGCAAGCCAUUUGGGAGAUCUCGUGAUUCUCGCACGUGGGAAUUGUACUGCGACACUGACGCAAGAAGUGCUUUGUCAACUCCAUCCAGUUCCCAGAGCGUACCAACAGGUGGUACACCGGGUUUAUAUCGAAGACACCGAUCCCUGACUCGAAGCUCCUUCUCAAGGCCCAACAUUUUGACACCACGGCCUGAACUCCUCAACCAGGGGGCACCUGUUGAGGGUUCCGGGGAGAAGAGAAGGAAGCUGUCACGUGCGGUCUCGUCCUUGGGGAGAUUGGAGUCCAGUCAAAAGGUCGAUACCUCUCAACAGCCAGUGAAGAAAGGACUUUCCACGUCUGGAUCCUUUAAAGAGAGCGAAGAGGACAUCGAGUGGCAGUUGGGUGAUUAUUAUUAUUAUUAUUAUUAUUAUUAUUCAAGUUUAACGUCCAUACCGAGCCUUUCGGCUAUGACAGACCCCGAAUCGCCACCCUCCCCUAUUAUCCCUCCCCCUCUCGUUCUGCCUCCUCCAAGGCCUCCAGCCCCCAUUCAUCAUCCCUAUGAGCCCUAUCCACUGCCCGUACCU
This is a messenger RNA of Rasamsonia emersonii CBS 393.64, 1611 nucleotides long. RefSeq names its product Homeobox transcription factor. NCBI's taxonomy places the organism in Eukaryota, Fungi, Ascomycota, Eurotiomycetes, Eurotiales, Trichocomaceae. Gene Ontology annotation, biological process: cell differentiation; regulation of transcription by RNA polymerase II. The transcript has 4 exons. Gene Ontology annotation, molecular function: DNA-binding transcription factor activity, RNA polymerase II-specific; RNA polymerase II cis-regulatory region sequence-specific DNA binding. The annotation marks the transcript as partial. The record is from RefSeq and is a predicted model, not a curated record.